CUGGAGAAAACUGUGACGUCGUCUGAAACACAAACACUUAGAAAUAUAAAAGUGAUUCAAGUAUAAAAGUAUUUAUGAAACACUUAUAAAUAUAAAAGUACUAAAGUAUUAAAGUAUUUAUGAAACUGCUUUAAAUAUAAACGUAUUAAAGUUUUUCUGUUCCUCAGGUAACAGCUUUUUUUUUCACAUCUGCAGCUGUGUUUUGUUUGUUCCUGUUUCGCUGCAGCUCGAAAUAAAAGUUUUACUUCUCUCCUCAAACACAAGAGCAGCCUGUACUACUACUACUGCAAGUACUAGAGGUACUACAAGUACUACAACUGCUGCUGCUGAGUACUGCUGUUGAGAUGUUGCUGCUCCCUCUAGUGGUCGCUCUGCUCCUUCACACUCCCCUCACAGCCCAGUGGGACUACAAAGAUGGCGGACAGGACUACAAAGAUGAACUGGACUACAAAAAUCUCGGACAGGACUACAAAGAUGGCGGCUCGUGCUGUGGGUGGAAGUGCAUGUUGUUCACGCUGCAGUGGCCCGGGAGCUUCUGUCAGAUUUUAUACAACGAAACUCUGUGUAAAAUCCCCCCAAACGUGAACAACUGGACCAUCCACGGACUCUGGUCUAAACACGGUGUUUGUGCUUCGUGUGUGGAGGAGCUCAGAUCUCCUCAGAAAUACUUCAGAACCUGUCUCCAGCUCCGAGAGCGAUUCAACGUCCACAGUCUUUUGGAGCGAGAAGGAAUCACACCAUCAAACAACAAAACCUACGAGGUGGAUCAGAUCCGUGAGGUGGUGGCUCCUCUGUUUGGAGAUCAUCAUGAGAUUCAGUGUUUUCAAGACAAAAAGGGUCGGGAGCUUUGGUUCCAGAUGAAGGUUUCUCUGUCUCCAAACGGGACCUCGGGCUGCAGCCCCUCGGACCUCAACUGGGCCCCCGAGCCGCCUUUGACCCACCCCUGCCCCCCCGACACCCCGCUCUACUACCCCCCCAUCGAACACGGACCCUGAACCCGGACCAGGACCAAGACCAGGACCAAGACCA
Molecule: messenger RNA, 1029 nt
Organism: Boleophthalmus pectinirostris (great blue-spotted mudskipper)
Lineage: Eukaryota; Metazoa; Chordata; Actinopteri; Gobiiformes; Gobiidae
Gene: rnaset2l
Product: ribonuclease T2, like
Exons: 7
Coding region: 345-995 (216 amino acids)
Biological process (GO): RNA catabolic process
Cellular component (GO): extracellular region
Molecular function (GO): ribonuclease T2 activity; RNA binding
Source: RefSeq, a predicted model, not a curated record